GAGCGCUGUCACGCUUGAUGAUAGCGAUCCUUCAGUCUCGCGAAGUUCCACUGUCCAUCGCACCUAGCGACGCCCUGCAGAAAUGACGAACAUCAGAACUCCAUCGGACGAAUCGAGCAGCCCACAGUGAUUGAUCAGCAACUAUGCACUACUUGGAAGAAGAGGCGCAACCUUCUUUAUCUUUCGACCCUUAAACCGUGCGACGUCGAGUUCCAAAUCAUCAGGCACAUUCGCGCGAUCGUUUGAAACACAUCUUCUCUCAUACACUCUCACCAUGACCUACCCAUCUACUUACACGGCCUACCGUCGCAGCGCGGGUCAAGAGAAAGCUUCUCGUCAAAACCCUCUUACCCUUGAGCAAGCCCAAGAAAAUCUACCGCAAGAAAAAGACCUCGGUCCCAACGAUGUGGUCAUCAAGAUCCACGCUGUAUCGCUCAACUACCGUGACGUCGCUAUGCUGGUAGCUGAGUACCCGCCUGCUGUCACAGAACAAGGCAUUCCAUGCUCUGAUGCCUCCGCCGAGGUCGUUGGGUUGGGGUCUGCAGUCAAAAAUUUCCGACUGGGAGACAUUGUUGCUCCAAUCUGCAAUCAAGGUGACUUUCAUCCCACAGAUGACAGCAUUUCUGUGGCUAUCGGUGCAAAUGGUGCGGGUGUACUGAGGGAGUAUGCUGUUUACCAGGAGAAGCACUUGGUGCACUUGCCGAAGCAUUUGUCGUGGGAGGAGGGCGCAAUGUUACCGUGCGCAGGUGUCACUGCUUGGAAUGCCCUGGAUUCGUUGGAGACGGUACAGGAGCACUCUAGUGCUCUACUACAAGGCACCGGCGGCGUUUCCAUGUUCUCCUUACUGCUUUGUCUCGCCGGCGGCAUCACUCCAAUUAUAACUUCAUCCUCGAACGAAAAGAUCAAAGCGAUCCAGGAUCGGAUCAGCGACAAGGUCCGCGGUCUAAAUUACAAGACCGACGACCAAUCUGCCAAGAUUAAGGAGCUUACAAAAGACCGCGGCGUUGACUUCGUAGUCAACAACACUGGCGUCGGCUCCCUCAUCGAUGACAUCUCUUACCUAUGCGCUCGCGGCGGCACUGUCUCGCUAGUCGGCUUCCUCGCCGGCUGGGAGGCGGAUUGGAAGCCAGCUCAGCUGAUGGCCCUGAUGGGUAAGGGUGCCAAGCUCAAGGGCAUCGCUGUAGGAUCGAAGAAGGAUUUCGAGGAUAUGAAUGUGUUUAUUGAGGAGAAGAAGGUCAAGUUCGAUGUCAUGCUUGAUAAGACGUUUGGGUUCGAGGAUGCGAAGAAGGCGUUUGAUCUGCAGCUGUCGGGCAACUUUUCGGGUAAGAUCGUUAUCAAGGUUGCGCAGUGAGAGCACUCAUCACACUGUUACAUGAACUCUUUUGAAGGAGUAUCGCAGUUUCAAUCAUCUCAUGAUCUGCGUGGGUAUUUCCGAAAAGAGUCAAAUCUAUGGCUAAGCAAAGAAUGCAGUCGAGCAGAUUUGCAUGUUUGUGCCGCCAUCGGCUAGAUUCCUGCUCAAGCAACAAUAUUACGAUGCUUAUCUUCGACCAUACCCGAAACAGUAAACUCUCUGUAU
Alternaria rosae is the source of this 1576-nucleotide messenger RNA. RefSeq lists its product as uncharacterized. The record is from RefSeq and is a predicted model, not a curated record. Bases 275 to 1351 code for a protein of 358 amino acids. Gene Ontology annotation, molecular function: oxidoreductase activity. The transcript has 3 exons. NCBI's taxonomy places the organism in Eukaryota, Fungi, Ascomycota, Dothideomycetes, Pleosporales, Pleosporaceae.